AUGGAACAACGACAACAGUAUAUCCCGCCUCCACCUCCAAUAUCUCAACCCAACCAGUCUCAUAUAAUACCUCUGCCUCCUCCACCUCCGAGGCCAUCCACCCAACAGCAUGGCCUGAUUCCACCACCUCCCCCUGGACCACCUCCUCAAUCUGCUUACCCAGGAUCGAAUCAAUGGCAAGCAUGGCGCACGCAAAACUUUCCUCCUCCGCCUCCACCUCCUCCCGUACUUCAUCCGUCCUUGAUGCCAGCGAAUCAGGGGUAUCUUCGUCAACAACCCACUCCGUUGUCGAUACCGAUACUUGCGCCGCCAGCUGAAGGACAACCACUUACUUCAGCAACUUAUAUUCCGUCGAGUGAGACCUUCGGGCCAGGCGUAGGCAUUCCGCCGCUCUAUGAGAAUUAUGGACACUCGGCGGUCACGGAGAGGCCACGACCAAGCGCCACUACCUGGGAUAGUGCGUCUUCGGAUACUUCUUAUAGAAGAGAUGGGAGCAUUCCUCCUACCCCAUCUCGCAAUUUGCCCCCUUCUCUUGUCCUCGGGGCCUUCAACGACAAUAUGUCGCCGGGACCAGCAACGGCCACAAUGCAAAAUCCUGGUGCUGAACCAGCACGAACAACAAGCCACAAACACAAUGCCAGCGGUACGUCUCUUGGCGGAAUAUCAUUUGGAGAUGCAGCCAUUCAAUGGCCCCUUGAAAGGGUAGUUAGCUGGCUUGCGAGAAAUGGCUUUUCAAAGGACUGGCAAGAGACUUUCAAGUCCCUAGAACUCCAAGGUGCGGAUUUUUUGGAGCUCGGCCAUGGGUCUAAUGGUCGUGGGAACCUUGGUAAAAUGCACCAAGUUGUCUAUCCUCAGUUAGCAAAGGAGUGCCAGAAAAGCGGGACUGGCUGGGACCAAGCCCGAGAGCGUGAUGAAGGCAAACGAAUGCGAAAAUUGAUCCGCCAGAUACAAGAUGAUGGGAGCGAGGCAAAGUUCGCAGAUAAACGAAGGGAAUCACAGACACUGCCUAGUGCUUCAACAGAUGGAGGUGUCGAGAAUUCUCCUAACUUAGGAUGGGAUUCACCAUUUCCACCGUUUGGGCCAGCGGUAGCAGAAAAUACUUACAGCCAGCAUCCCGCUCACCGUCCACCUCCUGCUUCAAUCACCAUAAACCAGCGGUCGGAAUUUUCUAGAAGCGCACUUGCAAAUUUGGACGAAUAUCGAAGACCAAGUCCUUCUUCAACUAGCGACGGUGGCAUGUUUCCACCACCGUCGUUCAAGGCCCACGAAGAUAGUCCCCAAAGUGGAAGUCCGGCAGCACAGCACGCCUUCCCUGUUCAGUCUGGAUUGACCUCAUCCUCAACCGGGGAUCUUACAUCCAAGUUUGAGCACCAUCGGGGAAAUAGCACAGAUUCCCUCUCUGGACGUGGAAACUCAACUAUGCCGCGAUUUUAUGAAAACCGAAAGCAAACACAAGAUAAUUCACGUCUAACGGCCCAAGAUGCCGGCAAAGAUGCCGGGAAAGGCUUCUUCCAAUUUUUCAAGAAGAAAUCGCGCUAUCACGAUUCGAAUCCAUCGCCAGAAGAUCAACUUUUGGAUUCACCCACAAGCCCCUCAUUCACGCGUCAUAAUGGCAUGAAUAGUCCUUUUAACAAGUCGUCUUAUAACAAUAGUGACCUAUCCCUAGCCGAGCGUCCCUUAUCUACUUCAUUUUCUGAUUAUGAAAGAAGUACAGCUCGAUUAAAAUCCACAAAGCAAAGAUACGCUAUGGCCACUCUGGAUGGCUGGAAUUAUCGCCUGAUAGAUAUUACAGAGGCUGAUACAGCUGAGAGUCUGAGAACGGCAAUCUGUCAAAACCUAGGUAUCGUGGAUUGGCAUACCGCCCAAAUCGCAGUGACAGAGCCAGGACAACUAGAGCAUGAAGAUUUUCUGGAUGACUCGAUGCUUGUUCUUAGUCGUCGUGCGAGAGCAGAUCCUUUAGGGUCUCUCAAGUUCUAUGUUCGGGGCAAUGUGUCGCCAAAUUCCACUGGCUUGGGCGUAUCUUUCCCUGAGAAGGCCACAUCAUCUCCUAUUUCAGCCCAUCGUCACUUGCAAAGAAAGUCCCCGGAAGAGGAUGCUAUGCAUCGUGGCGUUCAGCAAACCCAAGGAGCAUCUGGUUCGCCUCUUUUUGCUCACCAAUCUGCUACGGCAACCGGCUCUGACCAGCCGUCACCAUCCUUGCAUGAGAGUAUACGCGCCAACGCUGCCCCUAAUCUCGAUUCAUCAUCACGACAUGAAGAGCGUCUACUCGAUGUUGACCGGAAACAGCGUACCUUCUCCAGGUCGAAGCAGCCCCCGGAUUUACAACUUCAUAAUGCCAAUUACAGUGAGAACGGAUAUCGAAGUAGGGGCGUUAUCGACUUUGACCAACCGCGGGUUUCUCCGUAUGAUGACAAACGAGUCGAGGGGCUUGUGCCUCAGCGGAAGCCGCCAUCUGCCCCUUCUGAAUCGAGUACACUCACCAAGGUCAAUUCUCUCAGCAAGAAAGGCGCUGAUCGUACUCGCGUUUCGUCAAGGAUGCAGCACCAAUCACCCAAAUAUAGAUUAAUCCAAGAGGAAUCGCUGGAAAUAAAUAAUUCCUCAAGCCUUAGGAAUCCCGAUCCAGUGUAUACGGCUUACGGGCAAUCAGCCGACGCCACUUCUUCCUCCACAUCGUCGCAAUCUACUCUCACCGAUAACACUUCGAAUACCGUGCGAAGAAACCCGCCAACAGCCUCCUCAUUCAAACCACCUUCUCUACAAAGUCGAAAGUCAUUUGGUCCAGAAUAUGACUUCGAGGAAGCGAAUGUCACGUUUAAUGCACCUCGAACACCUCAGAUAGAAUCAGAUAAUUCCGAGGACGAUUCUGAUGAUGGUCUGUUUGCAGUACCUCUUUCAACAAAAAAAGAUACCUCAAAAGACAAGGGACCUGCAUCAGAGACCACACCUCCCAAGUCCCAGAAACCUUCUCUUACAGUCAACACCUCGACAAGAUCCACUAAGGGAUUAUCGGUUAGUUUCAGGUCGCCUAAUCCCAGUGAUGAGAUAUCUGCUGGUCCUUCGUACCCUAGCUCAGCGGUUAUGCCAUCGGACAUGCGCUCGACACAGGAUCAAAGCGGCGCAAUAUCCACGAAUGCAUUACCGUCUCCUGAGGAUGAAUCGUAUCGUCGCAGAGACUCUUUUGCGAGAGAUGACAUCUGGGCCAGUCGUCCUCCUGUUGAAGGUGUUAUCAACAAUCUUGACGAUUUCUUCCCCAACAUUGAUCUCGAUGAGCCAUAUCUUGAGGCUCCAGGCACGUCUCCUCCUAGUUCUCCAGUCAACACGGCUCUGAAAGACAAGCCAGGGUCCUCGUUCCAGGGACCACCGAACACUUCUCACCAGGGAUCUGAUCAACAAGGACCUGGCGUUCCUGACGCCAGAUACUCAGUCGCGCAACGUAAUAUCAACAAGGCUGGAGGGUUGAGUCGUAUGAAGUCUAUACGUGAAGUUGCCAAAGGCGCUCAACAAGCUCAACAAGUUAUCAGGAACCGAAGCAUUGCAGGCCCAGCCAAUAAGAAAUCAGGCGACAUACUUCGACGAAAGAGCACCAAAAUGUUUGGCGCGAAAAUUAUGCAAAUUAGUCCACAGCCUGGAAGUCGGUUGAGCCAGUUAAACAGCGUGCCUAAACGGGAGCAGACUUUCCGUAUCAUUCGAGGUCAACUUAUUGGAAAAGGUACAUAUGGUAGAGUGUACCUUGGCAUGAAUGCCGAUACUGGAGAGGUGCUUGCCGUGAAACAAGUUGAGGUCAACCCCAGAGUGGCUGGUCAAGACAAAGAUCGCAUGAAAGAAAUGGUUGCUGCCAUGGACCAAGAAAUUGAUACGAUGCAACAUCUUGAGCAUCCAAAUAUCGUGCAGUACCUUGGCUGUGAGCGCGGUGAAUUGUCCAUCUCAAUCUACCUUGAGUAUAUUUCUGGUGGUUCUAUUGGUAGCUGUUUACGCAAGCAUGGCAAAUUCGAAGAGUCGGUCGUCAAAUCACUGACGCGACAGACGCUGAGCGGUUUAUCUUAUCUACACGACCAGGGUAUCCUCCAUCGUGAUCUCAAGGCAGACAACAUCCUCCUUGAUUUAGAUGGGACAUGCAAGAUUUCGGAUUUCGGUAUCUCGAAGAAGACGGACAAUAUCUACGGCAAUGAUGCGUCUAAUUCAAUGCAAGGGUCUGUGUUCUGGAUGGCCCCGGAAGUUGUGCAGUCUCAAGGGCAGGGUUACAGUGCCAAGGUAGACAUCUGGUCACUCGGCUGUGUAGUUUUGGAGAUGUUCGCUGGACGUCGACCAUGGAGCCGGGAAGAAGCGAUUGGUGCUAUCUUCAAGUUGGGUAGUCUCAGUCAAGCACCACCAAUUCCGGAAGACGUGUCUGUGAAUAUCAGUCCUGCAGCCUUGGCUUUUAUGUAUGACUGCUUUACAAUUGACACAUUCGAUCGUCCAACUGCCGAUACUCUUCUCAAUCAACAUCCUUUCUGUGCGCCGGACCCGAGUUAUAAUUUUGAGGAGACGGAGUUGUAUGCUAAGAUUCGUGAUGUGCUUUAA
Talaromyces marneffei is the source of this 4560-nucleotide messenger RNA. RefSeq lists its product as uncharacterized. The transcript is spliced from 3 exons. Lineage: Eukaryota; Fungi; Ascomycota; Eurotiomycetes; Eurotiales; Trichocomaceae. The record is from RefSeq and is a predicted model, not a curated record. Gene Ontology annotation, molecular function: protein kinase activity; ATP binding. Bases 1 to 4560 code for a protein of 1519 amino acids. Gene Ontology annotation, biological process: protein phosphorylation.